ACUCAAAAUAGACCGUCGUCAAACAGCAUCCUUAUGUUGACAUGAAGUAUUUUAUUAUUUUUAAAAAAAUUUUUAGCUUACUAAAUAUGUUCAAAUUGCAUGUUGAUUGCGGGACUAUUAGAACGUAGCGUUUAUAAGCAUAAUUAGUAACAUUAAAGAAAUGCGGACUUGACAAGGAAGAGGGAUUUAAAGGUCGUUGAAGGCGUUUCUCAGAGCUUUGAAAGCACAUCCUGUAAAUAUGAAGAGUCGGCUCAGAUAAACAUACUGCUUACAUUUCAAACGUAUUCCUGAUUUUCAAUUUCUUUGUUUUAAAAUUAUAUUUUAAAUUGAAUAUAUAUAUAUAUAUAUAUAUAUAUAUAUAUAUAUAUACCGGUUCCGUGUGUAGCUUGUCAUUCAGGAUGUGGAGGGUAGGUCCUGUUUUAAGGCUCGCGCGGAGAGAAGCCGUCAGACUCUGUUCCAGUCACUCGCGCAAGCCUUCUACAUUGUCCGCCUCCAAGUCAAGCUCAAAUUCUCGUCUUCGAGUUGAAAAACUGAAGCGGAAAAAACACAGGGAGAACGCCAUAUUGUUCACUCAACACCUUACUGCUGAAGAGGACCUUAUCAAAUGGAGUGAGAAGGAGAGAAUUCUCUACACUGCUCCUACAUCACGUGGGGCAAAGAAAGAUACAAGCUCGGCAUUCCCAUCCUCAUACAGCCCAGAGUAUGUGGAAUCCAGCUGGUAUCAAUGGUGGGAGAAGGAAGGAUUCUUCAGCCCCGAGCACCAUGACAUUCAGGAGUUAUCUCAUGCGGUGGAUCAGAACUUCUCUUUGUGUAUACCGCCGCCAAACGUGACAGGGACUCUGCAUCUGGGGCAUGCUCUGACUGUAGCAAUAGAAGAUGCUUUGGUUCGAUGGAGAAGGAUGCAGGGCCAAAGAGUACUAUGGGUCCCUGGCUGUGACCACGCUGGUAUAGCAACACAGAGUGUAGUGGAGAGGAUGCUGCUUCGAGAGCAAGGGAAGUGCAGGCGAGACUUCACAAGAGAGGAGUUUUUACAGGAGGUUUGGAAAUGGAAAAAUGAGAAAGGAGAUGAGAUAUAUCACCAGCUGAGGAAACUUGGCGCUUCCUUAGACUGGAGUAGAGCCUGUUUCACCAUGGAUAAAGGUUUCAGUAAGGCGGUAACUGAGGCCUUUGUCCGUCUAUGUGACGCUGGUCUGAUCUAUCGCUCGGAGGGUCUCGUCAAUUGGAGUUGUGCUCUGGAGUCCGCCAUCUCAGACAUAGAGGUUGAUUUGAAGGAACUGUCUGGGAAAACUAUGCUGUCUGUUCCUAGCUAUAGACAUGAAGUGGAGUUUGGAACCAUGCUCACCUUUGCAUACCCGAUAGAUGCUCACAGUGGAGAGAUAAUGGUCUCAACAACUCGUCCAGAGACAAUGCUGGGAGAUGUGGCCAUAGCGGUUCACCCUGAUGAUCCUCGAUACCAGGAUUUUCAUGGAAAGCAAUGCCGCCACCCCUUCAAUGACAGACUGCUGCCGAUUGUCACUGAUAGCAUUGUGGCCAUGGAGCUCGGCACAGGUGCAGUGAAGGUUACUCCUGCUCAUGACCACACAGACUUCUUGUUGUCACAGAGACACACUCUGCCACGCCUCACUGUGAUUGGAGGAGAUGGGAAGAUGACUCCGCUCUGUGGACAAUGGCUGGAGGGGGUGAAGCGGUUUGAUGCCAGACAGCUCGUAGUGAAUGCUUUGGUUGAGAAAAAGCUGUUCAGAGGAAAGAAGGAGCACGCCAUGACCUUACCUAUUUGCAGCCGCUCAGGGGAUGUCAUCGAGCCUCUUCUAAAGAAGCAAUGGUUUGUUCGCUGCCACGGAAUGGCUCAAAAAGCUAUACAGGCUGUCGACCAGGGUCAGCUGGAAAUCGUCCCUCCCUUUUACACCAAAACAUGGAAGAACUGGCUGUCCAACAUCAGUGAUUGGUGCAUUUCCAGGCAGCUGUGGUGGGGGCAUCAGAUCCCUGCUUACACAGUGGAAUUUCCUCCCUCUACUGACAAACAAGAGGACCAAUGGGUCUGGGGAAGGAAUGAGGAUGAGGCCCGUCAGAGAGCUUCUGUCAAAUAUGGAGCGAAACCACAGGACAUCAGUUUGACUCAGGACUCCGAUGUUCUGGACACCUGGUUCUCUUCUGCGCUGUUUCCUUUCGCCAUGUUGGGCUGGCCUCAACAGACUAGAGAUUUUCAGCGUUUCUACCCAAAUUCCAUCCUGGAGACGGGCAGUGACCUGAUCUUCUUUUGGGUGGCGAGGAUGGUCAUGCUGGGCACAGAGCUGACAGGCCAGUUGCCUUUUAAGCAGGUUCUGCUUCACUCUUUGGUGAGGGAUAAACAUGGUAGGAAAAUGAGUAAAUCCUUGGGAAAUGUCAUCAACCCCUUGGAUGUAAUCCAUGGAGUCUCCUUGGAGAGGCUUCAACAGAAAGUUAAAGAGGGGAACCUCGACCCCAGGGAGCAGGCGAUUGCCAUGGAAGCUCAGAGGAAAGACUUCCCUCAGGGGAUCCCUCAGUGCGGAACUGAUGCUCUGAGAUUUGCCCUUUGCUCUCACAAAAUUAUGGGAGAAGACAUCAGUCUAUCAAUCUCACAGGUUUUGAAUUGUAGACAUUUCUGUAAUAAAGUGUGGCAGACGCUGAGAUUCACUCUCGGCGUGCUGGGUGACAACACUACACCAGUGGGAACCCUAGAGGAGGUGUCUCAUUUGAGUAGCAUGGACCAGUGGAUCUGCUCCCGACUCUACAGUACAGUAGCAGAAAUAGAGAAGGCCUUUGAAGACUAUGAGCUGCACACUGUCACUGCUGCUUUGUACUCCUUCUGGGUCCACAACCUGUGUGAUGUCUACAUGGAGAGUGUGAAACCUGUGCUACAGGAGCAAAAUGAAGGAACAGGGGUCACGCAGAAUAACAGCAAAGUGAGACCAGCAGCAAGUGUCGUCCUCUAUCACUGUGUGUCUUUGUCUCUGGCCCUCCUCUCCCCAAUCAUGCCCUUCCUGACUGAGGAACUGUGGCAGAGACUCCAGCCAUUCAGAACUGAAGCUGCAGCCGCCCAGAGGAGCCUGUGUGUCCAGCCUUACCCCCGCUCGUCUCAACUGAAACACUGGCAUUUCCCAGAAGAGGAAAGAGAUUUCCUCCUGGUGCAGGAAGUGAUCCGAGUGGCUCGCUCCCUUAGGGCUCAGUGUGGUUUGACCAAAGAAAAGCCUGACAUGUGGGUGGUAUGUUCACACAGUCAGGCCCAGAUUCUCCUUCACUUUGGAUCUGCUGUUUGGACUUUGAGCAGAGUCUCCCGCAUCAAUAUCUACUGUCCUGAAAGAGCUCUCGCCACUGUCUCUUCCACUCCCCCACCCAGAGGCUGCCUUGUAGGUGUUGUGGACCACACGUGUCAGCUGCACCUUCCUCUUCAGAGUGCCAUGAACAUUGACAAACAAAUGGCCCAGCUCAGCAAACGUCGAAGCAAGCUUGCCCCCAAACUGGAUGAGAUCCUCCGCAAAAUCCAAUCUCCAGACUACCUAACCAAAGUCCCAGCACACAUCAGGGAGCAGAUGGACAAUAAGAUUUCAGCCUUUCAGCAGGAGUUGGAGACUAUUGAUGAUCAUCUGAAGGUGCUGCAAAUGACAGAAUAUCACACCAGCAGCUAUUCCAGUGAUGGUGUUGAUCAGUAUCAUCCACAAAGUUCUUGAGAGCACAUGAACGCAAAAGGAGAAAAAUCAUGACAUAAGAGCAGAAGUACUUGGGUGUAUAAUUAAUAGUAUUGAAAAAUAUAUCAUAAUUAAAAAAUAUAUAUAUUUCACCAUGUGUUAUGUACCUUGUGAGCAGCAACUGUCUGUGUACCCUCUCUGACAUCUGGAUUACAUGUGGAUGUGAAUGGACAGACUGGUGUUUACUUGCAUGAUGUUUGUAUUUGAAAGACACAAAUGUUGUCGUACUCCCAAAGUGGCACCCUGGGCCAGAUUUUAUAUUUACAUCGGUGAUACAUCUAAAUUGAAAUUGAAUAGCAAGAAAUUGAAUAGCUCUGUUUUUAACAUUUUCUUCAAUUUAUGAGACAACUUGCCACCCUAUUUAAAAUAUUCAAUAUUUUUUUAAAUAAUUGAAUCAUUCAAUUUCAAAUAAAAUCUAAAACUGAACCCUAAUAGAUACAUGUUGUCUACUAUGCGUGUAUAAUAAUAAUUUUAAAAAAAUCUGAUAUGCAUAUUAGCAUUAUGCAUAUUAGGCCAAUGUAGACACAGACCUCAAAUGACCUAUAAGAGUUAAGAUGCCUCCAUUCUGCAAAUCUGCAGAAAUAUAAAAUGGUUAUUAAUGAUUAGCAUGCCAUGUUGAGGCUAAUCACUCCGAAGCAAGUUAUGAGAUUAACAGUACACUGUGCUAAAUAACUGAGGGGGGGGGGGGUAUUUUCGGAGGUGGGAAUAAGUCAACAAAUUAACAUCAAGUUUCAAGGUAGUCCCAAGGUACUUUGGCAAAAAAGGAAAAUCGAGCACCCACUAAUUUUGAACCGUGUGAAGUCAAGUCAUGACUUGGUUUAAAUUGUAAAUCAAGUCAUACAAUCUGUCACAACAUAUGUUGGAGUGAUAAUCAAAUGUCUGAUUAUAACACAAAAAAGUGCAUUUACACCUAUAAAAGCUAAAUGAACAAUAGGGUAUGAAAUCAUAUGGAUAUAUUUGUAAACAUUUGCAUAUUUCAGUCUGUAUAGAUUAAUUGUGAACGCUGUUCUUCUGGUGUGGUCAGAUGUAACUAAUGUAAAACUGUAUAGUGUAGUUUGUGUUUUGAAACAUGUUUUAGUCCGUCUGGGUUGCAUAGAUAAAUGCAGAUGUUUGUGAACUAGCAUUGAUUUCAUUACUUCAGUAUUUACUUUCAAAGCAUGCUUUUCCCCAAA
Phycodurus eques (leafy seadragon) is the source of this 4876-nucleotide messenger RNA. RefSeq names its product valyl-tRNA synthetase 2, mitochondrial (gene vars2). The record is from RefSeq and is a predicted model, not a curated record. Lineage: Eukaryota; Metazoa; Chordata; Actinopteri; Syngnathiformes; Syngnathidae. The transcript has 29 exons. Gene Ontology annotation, molecular function: ATP binding; aminoacyl-tRNA deacylase activity; valine-tRNA ligase activity. Gene Ontology annotation, cellular component: cytosol. The coding region runs from base 399 to 3686 and encodes 1095 amino acids. Gene Ontology annotation, biological process: valyl-tRNA aminoacylation.